AUGACGGCCCCAACCACCUCGCCUGCUGCUGAUACCACUCCCAGUGGUGACACUGGUCGCUCGAUCACCAACACCGAUCUGGCGCUCCUGAAAAACUGCCCCCUGCUCAAGGAGGACACGUUCCAUGAGUGGCGGAAGUACAUGGAGAUGUUCUUCACCUCUGUAGGUGCGGACCAGAUCUUGGACAUGCUGGACGAGCUGGACAAGGCCACGGACACCACCCAGCGCGAGGCUGUCCUGACCAAGUUCGACGCGGCGACGCCCACCUCGCGCACCCUCGAUCGCCAACUGUCCCCCCACAUCUUUGUCAAGACCGAUCCCUCCUAUCACAGUCUCUAUGACGGUCUGCGCUCUGGCAUGCGCUGUUACAUUGCAGCCAUCCGGAAGUUCCAGCGCUCGACAAUGGCCCGACGCUUCCAAGCGCGAGAGGCGUUUGUCAGCGUCAAGCAGAAGAAGAAGGAGUCAGUCGAGGACUAUGUCAAGCGGAUCCUGGAUGCCCGCAAGGUGCUGAAGGGACUCGGCGUCGAGCCCGACGAGCUUGAGACCAAGGACACUGUCCUGAUGGGCCUCAACAAGUACUACCGCAGCACUCGCACCACCAUCCUCGCUGCCACUGUCGAGCCUGACCUCGCCACCAUCAUCUCCAUCCUCUCGUCGGCUGUCCCCGACUCUGCUCAGAAUCACGAGUUGGACAGUUCAGAUGAUGAGGGGAGCAUCUCAGGUCUGGCCGCUGCCGCUGGCCGUGCGGGCCGCUCUGGCCGCCCCGGUCGAGGCGAUACUCAAGGGAAGGGCAAGGAGCGAGCGCGCAGCUUCAGCCCCCCUACCUCGGAUGGAUUUCGCUGGUGCGACCCGACGCACGACAGUCACUGUCACCGCUGUGGUCGAAAAGGUCAUAUUGCUGCAUAUUGCAUCCAUGAUAUGCCUCAGAAGGUCAGGCACUGGGUUAUGCGUCGUCCUACGGUCUAUGUCUCCGAGUCUGCCAAUGCCGCCCGACGUCACCGCUCUCGAUCCUACUCCCCCGACUCUUCCGAUUCCAGCACCUCUGAUGACGAUGACGAACGUGUCCACUUCAUGAACGACGCCGCCCCCACGCGUUACCGCUACAAGAAGAUCAUUGCUUAG
Schizophyllum commune H4-8 is the source of this 1122-nucleotide messenger RNA. RefSeq lists its product as uncharacterized. The coding region runs from base 1 to 1122 and encodes 373 amino acids. The transcript has a single exon. The record is from RefSeq and is a predicted model, not a curated record. Gene Ontology annotation, molecular function: zinc ion binding; nucleic acid binding. NCBI's taxonomy places the organism in Eukaryota, Fungi, Basidiomycota, Agaricomycetes, Agaricales, Schizophyllaceae.